UUUGAGUUUUGAGAACCAUUUCGACCAAAAAAAGAAAAAGAAAAGUAGAGCAAAGAACUGAACUGAACAGUGAAGAAACAACAGAACAUUACAAAACCACCCUGUUUGCUCUGUCUCUAACGAAGAGAAAAUACCUUGGUGCCCACUGAACAACAACGUAGGUUUUGUCGGUUCCGUGGAUAACAACAAUGGAGCAACUCAAAGCGUUUGCGAAAUCCGGCCACGACUUUUUCGACGGCCUUUUUGGGCGCCGCAAUCCGGUUGAAAUCCUUAAACGGUUGCAGAGAGAAGCGUUCUCCGAUCUUAUGAGACUCAGAGACCGUCAAGAAAAGCUUGAGCGAUUACUUUCUUUCUACCAAACCUCCAAAGGUGGUCCCUUUCGAGAGAACGCCACUCACGUGAGAGGCCACGUGGAUUUUUCGGGUGCUUUGUUGGUGUUGGAUAAUGUUAGCUUAGAGGAUGCUGCAGAUAGGUGGGGAAUCCGAACAGGCGUUGAUUCCAGGUUCAUUUUUGAAACAACCAUUGGAGACAAGGGAACUGGUUCCGCUGAGUUUGUGGCCACUCACAGAGAGAGGGAACAUUGUGAUCAGAAGCCUCUUUCUCUCAACAAGCUUAGUUUUACAGCAAAUGUCAAUGAUUGGUUUUCACUUGUGGCUUUGCCAAUAGGUGCUCGAUGCAGGGAUGUUGCAAUUGCUUCCAAUUCUUUUCAUCAGGUUGGGAAGAGGCUUACAGAAUUUUCCUGUUUCGGACCACCUCUUUUGAACUCACACAAUGGCACUGCUAUCGGCAUUACUGUGAGAAAGUCAAAUGUUAUUGCUUCAUUGGCUCAACUUGUAACUGGUCUGGGAAUGCCGCCUAGUUCUAACACAAUGGAGAAUAGAUCUAGCACUUUCGGGCAACUAGCGUUUCAAUUUCCUAGAGGAACUAAAUUGUCUGUUUUGGGUGUUCACCAAGUGCCUUUGUCAUCAAGACAGCUCGGAAAUUUCGGAGCACUUACAAUUCCAAUAGUCUUCAAGCAAAAUGAGGUAUCUGAGUCUGUACCAGAAGCGUCACCAUUGAUGGGAAUGAAGUCACGAGUCUCAGCUGAUUCUAUUGCUCUUUUGGCGGAGUCGGAACUUGAUGGCUUUACAAAGAUUGGAGGUUGGAUUGAGAUGAACAAAUUAAAUCCCAAAUCUGUACAAUUGGGUGUAAUCAUAUCUGAUGAUUCUGAAGAUUCAUUAGGCUGGGGAACGAGUCUCAGUGGGACAAUUGGAGAUUCAGCAAAUGGAACUCAUUUUCAGGCUGAAUCCUAUCUAAAAUUUAGUGUGGGUAAUAAUUCUUGUUUGAAGCCAGGUCUUGUAUUGGGAAUGGAUGGGAAAUCUAAAAUAGCUGCUUUAAUGCUUCAAUCUAAUUGGUCCCUGUAAUGAAUACCUGCAUACUUUUCAGUUUGUUCAGAUUUCAACAUUUUAUUUGACCAGGUAUAUAAUAUGACUAGCUAUUCUUUGUUAUAUAGAUUUGUUUGGUUCAAAAGA
Messenger RNA from Cajanus cajan (pigeon pea), 1511 nucleotides. Its product is annotated as GDSL esterase/lipase. NCBI's taxonomy places the organism in Eukaryota, Viridiplantae, Streptophyta, Magnoliopsida, Fabales, Fabaceae. The record is from RefSeq and is a predicted model, not a curated record.